AAUCAUAAAAGUGAUGGAGAGAUCCUAAUACCCUUCCAAUACCCCAGCAAAGACCCUUGCAGUGUUGUAGUAUUUCUAAUUUUCUACUCCACACUCAAAGUUCAAUCUUCCAAAAUUUCAUAACCCCAAAUUUUCAUUACAUCUAAGAUCUAACCAAACAUCAGUAAUGCUUCUCACUUCAACAACCUUUCUUCAGAAAACCCCUUUCUUCCUCAUCCACUCUUCAGUCCCUUCUGCUCUUAAGCCUCCUUCAUCUUCUCCUCACAGUUCCGCUUUCCUUCCAUUAAAACCAUUGCAAGUUUCAAACUUUACAUCCCAAGCCUCUUGUUGCUGCUCAGUACUCAGUAAUAGGCUGUUGGGUUUUUCUGGAUUGAGUAGAAAACAAAUGGGUAAAGAUUAUUUUCGGAUUUCAGUAGUUUCUGAUGAUGGGUCUGGCGGUUCUUCAGGUUUUAAUGGCGGAAAAGGGUUUGGUGGGUCUGGUGACGAUGGUGUUGGUGGUAAUGAUGGGAAUCGGUCUAAGUGGAGCUUGUUUUCCUGGUACAUGGAUCUUCUAGUGAAGUCUCCCGUAUUGACUAAAUCGGUGACUUCUGCGUUGUUAAACUUGAUUGGAGAUGUAAUCUGUCAGCUUGUUAUAGACAAAGUUCCAUCUCUGGAUUACAAAAGGACCUGCACGUUCACUUUUUUGGGGCUGGCAUUGGUGGGUCCAACACUGCAUUACUGGUACUUGUAUCUCAGUAAAUUAGUUACUAUGCCCGGAGCUUCUGGUGCUUUUGUGCGUCUUCUACUUGAUCAGUUCUUCUUUGCACCUAUUUUUAUCGGGACUUUUCUUUCUGCAUUGAUGACAUUGGAAGGAAGGCCUUCGCAAAUCGUCCCAAAGCUUAAACAGGAAUGGUUUGCAUCCGUGGUUGCUAACUGGAAACUGUGGAUACCAUUUCAGUUUCUUAACUUCCGUUUUGUCCCCCAGCAAUUCCAGGUUCUUGCCUCUAAUUUUGUUGCUGUAAUAUGGAAUGUGAUCCUAUCAUUCAAAGCUCAUACAGAGGUUGUUGCAAAAUAAGUCGAUCUGUUCACUCACCCACCCGUGUCAAAUUCUGUUCGAGUGGUUAAUACUACACUGAUCCCUCCAUAACAAUUUUCGAUGCUGGCCGAUAUCAAGCCUGGGCCCUGCAGGCAGCAAGCGAACAUAUGGCCUGGACGUUUUUGGUGUAGAGAGCUAUAAAGACAAAUGUAGAUUUGUAGCCGCUAAAUUCUAGAUCAUGGGACCAACCCAACAAGUUUUGUUUAGCUAAACAUCUAGCAUAAGUUACUUUCCUCAUUCUUGUAUGUCCGUGUCUUCUGCUAUCAUGGGUCAAUCGGAAACAACCUCUUUGUUAAUGGUAUCACUAGUAAUGAUAAGUUUGUGCACGCUCGACCCCUUCAAAUCCCAUUCUAGGUGAAAGCUAUUUACCGACAAAUAUGUUGUAUGGUGUGUUUGUUUUAUCAAUAUAUUUUGUCAAGAUAUUUAGGCUAAUAAAUUUUGACAAUUUAAGUUUGUAUUUGUUAGAAAAUAAUAUUAUAUGUUUCUUGUUUUA
Amaranthus tricolor (Joseph's coat) is the source of this 1568-nucleotide messenger RNA. Its product is annotated as protein sym-1-like. Bases 167 to 1054 code for a protein of 295 amino acids. NCBI's taxonomy places the organism in Eukaryota, Viridiplantae, Streptophyta, Magnoliopsida, Caryophyllales, Amaranthaceae. The transcript has 8 exons. The record is from RefSeq and is a predicted model, not a curated record. Gene Ontology annotation, cellular component: membrane; cytoplasm.